Messenger RNA from Onthophagus taurus, 2869 nucleotides. RefSeq names its product Oxysterol binding protein (gene Osbp). The record is from RefSeq and is a predicted model, not a curated record. NCBI's taxonomy places the organism in Eukaryota, Metazoa, Arthropoda, Insecta, Coleoptera, Scarabaeidae. Gene Ontology annotation, molecular function: sterol binding. Gene Ontology annotation, cellular component: perinuclear endoplasmic reticulum; cytosol; plasma membrane.
UUUUGACAACUAUGUCUUGACAGACGUCAUCGCGACAAGAGGGUGUUGGGGAGAAAAAAAAAUAAUAAAAGAUAAAUAAACUGUGUAAAACGAUUCAUUACGCGCAAAUAGAAUAAAAUGGGCGAUGGGGCCCCCGCUAAGGGUGUCCAAAACGAGCCGGCGAUGAAAGGAUGGCUCUUCAAAUGGACAAACUAUUUAAAGGGUUACCAAAGAAGAUGGUUCGUUUUGCAAAACGGAUUGUUGUCUUAUUAUAGGGCUGAAAAUAAUAGCGGGGGCGUCACGACACUGUCUCUGAGGAGAAGGCGCAGAUUUCGAAAUGGAAACCAAGCGGAAAUGGCGCACACUUGUCGCGGAAGUAUCUCGCUCCAUGGGGCCCUCAUUCAUACCGUCGAUCAUUGCACCUUUGUCAUCUCCAAUGGAGGCACCCAAACGUUUCAUAUUCGAGCUGCUUCUGAAAUUGAAAGGCAAAGUUGGGUUACCGCGUUAGAAUUAGCUAAAGCUAGGGCUAUUCGAAAUUUGGAGAGUGAAGAGGAAGAGGAAGAAACAGAGGAUGGGGCGUCUCCAGAAGAGUGGGCCAAUGUCGUUCGGGAGUUACAGGCGAAAUUGGAUGAUCUGAAAACGUGUUCGGAUUUGAUUUCGAAACACGGCGGAGCGCUGCAACGUGCUCUUGGAGAGUUGGAGGUUACCGCGGAAUCGGAUACAAUUCAAGGGAAACACAAAGCUGUUCAGGAGAGGGCCACCCUUUUCCGGAUUGCUAGUAACGCAAUGAUGAAUGCUUGUUCUGAAUAUUUAUCGAUGGCGUUGAAUCAUGGGCACAAAUGGACGAGGCUUUUGCAACAUGAAAGGGAACAAAGGCAGCGGUUGCAAGAAAUGGUUGAAACUUUAGCGCAACAACACUCGAAAUUAGAACAAGCAGCAGCUGCUAACGCACAACGACCGCGAGAUGUGAUAAGCGGAAGCGAAGAUGAAGACGAAAAUGAAUUUUACGACGCCGUAGCCGAAGGUGGUAACAAUUUGCUUCCGGUUACUUCAUCGGGAUCUUCAUCCGAUCAUCGCUUUUUAAUUGAUAUUCCUAACCCACCACACAACCGACAACAACAACAGCAGGAAUUAGGUGGUUCUGACGAAGCGGCGACUAGUUCGGACGCAAGUUCUAGUGAGGAAACGGAAGAGACGGGCGGACAGCAAGCUGUCGUUGUAACCCACGGUAAAACUGAUUCUUCGCCGUUGACGGUGGAACGUAAAGACGGAACGGCAGCUGCGUCGAGCUCCGGCUCUAGCGGCGGCAAGAAAUCCGGCGCUAGAGCCCGUCGGAAUCGCGUUCCCGACAAACCGAAUUACCCGAUUAGUUUGUGGAGUAUCGUGAAGAAUUGUAUUGGAAAAGAUCUGACGAAAAUACCGAUUCCGGUUAAUUUCAGCGAGCCGUUGAGUAUGUUGCAGCGUUUAACCGAAGAUUUUGAGUAUUCGGAGAUUUUGGAUAAGGCGGGAAAUAUUACGGAUCCGUGCGAGCAAUUAGCCUAUGUCGCGGCGUUUACUAUUUCAUCGUAUUCGACGACCAGCUCGAGAAAUGGGAAGCCUUUUAAUCCGUUGUUGGGCGAGACGUACGAGUUUGAUAGGAUGGCCGAUUUGGGCUGGAGGGUGAUUAACGAGCAGGUUUCUCAUCAUCCGCCAAUGGUCGCACAAUAUUGUGAGGGACGUGGUUGGAAGUGUUGGCAGGAAUUUUCAAUGUCUUCUAAGUUUCGGGGAAAAUAUUUACAGAUUGUUCCAUUAGGUAUCGCUUACGUAGAAUUCGAUAAUGGCAACCGUUACUCGUGGCGAAAAGUAACAACAACCAUCCACAACAUAAUCGUGGGAAAGUUAUGGGUCGACCAUCACGGCGACAUGGACAUCAUCGGUAGAGGAUCCGCAACGGGAUCAACGUGCCAUCUAAAAUACGUACCGUACUCCUACUUCACCAAAGAAUCGCAACGCCGAGUAAAAGGGGCCGUAAUGGACUCUGCCGGCGAAGUUAAAUGGAUCGUAAACGGAACGUGGGACGGCAAAGUGGAAAUUUGUAAAGUAACCGGAAAUUCGUCGGGAAACGCCCAAAAUAAUCCCGUUUAUGAAACGGCGGCACCCUUAACAGCUUGGAAACGUCGAAUGCCCGAUGCUGAAGCGGAAAAAUAUUAUAAUUUUACCGAGUUAGCUUGUCAAUUGAACGAACUUGAAGAUGGGGUUGCCCCUACGGAUUCGAGAUUACGUCCGGAUCAGCGAUUGAUGGAAGAACAAGAUUGGGAUAAAGCGAAUCAAGAGAAAGUUAGGUUGGAGGAGAAACAAAGGGCUGUUAGGAGAAAGCGAGAAGCUGAUGCCGAGAAAGCUCAACAAUCGGGUAUUCCUGUUGAGCCAUACGAACCGAUAUGGUUUAGACAAGUAAAAGACGAAGAUACAGGUACGUUUAUACAUGUUUAUAAAGGCGAGUAUUGGGGUUGUAAACAGAAACAGGAUUGGUCGCGGUGUCCGGAUAUAUUUUAGUAAUUGUUGUCUGGGUGAGUCGAUUAAUAAGAAUACUACAUAGGAAAUAAAAUUAAAAAAUAAAUGGGGGGUUUUUAAUUGUAACUUUUAAAUAACGCGAAAUGGUGUACACUAUAUAUAUAUAAUAUACAUAAUAAAUAAAUAAUAUAUUAAUACGUAGGCCGUGCUUGGGGCCUUCGCUACCCAUCAUCACCUUUGCCCUGUUAACGUUAACUGAGAAAAUAACUACUUUCGAUUAUUGUACAUAGAGUGCUCUGAUUGGAUCAAGGUAAUAUAAAAAAAGGAAUAAGAAUUGUAAACGUUUCUUGUCUAGGAGUUAUUAUUAUUAUUAUUAAAAAUCAAUAAAAAUUUUAUAAUA